Molecule: messenger RNA, 2672 nt
Organism: Ruditapes philippinarum (Manila clam)
Lineage: Eukaryota; Metazoa; Mollusca; Bivalvia; Venerida; Veneridae
Product: multiple epidermal growth factor-like domains protein 11
Exons: 4
Coding region: 247-2556 (769 amino acids)
Molecular function (GO): scavenger receptor activity
Source: RefSeq, a predicted model, not a curated record
GGAUGUCCGAUUCCAAACUGCGCUACCUGUGUCGGAAAUAACACUUGCACCGACUGUAAAGAAGGUUUUUUCGGUCCAUUAUGUAGUCACAAAUGUCCUGCCAAAUGCCUUAAAUGUUCCUCUGCGGAUAAAUGUGUCUCCUGCAAAUAUGGUUGGUCAGGGAUCAUUUGUCAGACAAAAUGUAGUCAGAAUUGCGUGCGAUAUAACCGUUCCAUUUCUGGCCAAUUUCAACAUAUACAUUUGGCUAUGGGAGAAGACGUUUGGUGCUUGGAAGACGGUACAUGCAAAGACGGAUGUAUUGUUGGGAAAUACGGAGCAAAGUGCAAUAAAGACUGUCCUAACAAAGACCGUUGCCUGGCUUGUUCCCAAUUGACUGGCCACUGCAUAAAAUGUACAAAUGGUACGUACGGCAAAACAAGCCAUUGUGACAAAAGCUGCGGUCAUUGCAAGACAGGAAGCAAAAGCGAGAUCGAAUGUAGUAUUCUCACUGGCAACUGUACACAUGGGUGCAUUAGUGGGUAUUAUUCUCCAAAAUGUGACAAAAAAUGUGGACAUUGCAUGCCCAAUCCUGAUAAAUGUAAUUUGUUAACUGGAUUUUGUGAAAAUGGUUGUGUUGACGGUUAUUUUGGUCAACGUUGUGAUGACACAUGUGGACAUUGUCAACCAAACCCUGACGGUACUUUGAAAUGCGACAGAGACACUGGGGAAUGUCAAAGUUGUGUAAGCGGUUAUUAUGGCCAGGGCUGCAAUCAAAAAUGUAAAAGAACCUGUUCCGAUUCUAUUACCAAUCAAGUAAGGUGCGAUAAGUCAUCUGGAAAUUGUACGUUUGGCUGUACUCCCGGUUUCUAUGGCAAUAACUGUGAGAAAAUAUGCAGUAACACAUGCAAAGAUAAUUUAUGUACCACAAAAGAUGGGCAUUGCCAGAAAGGUUGUAUUUCUGAUUGGUAUGGUGAAUUCUGUAAUGAACGGUGUAACAUUAAUUGUAUAAAUAGUUCUUGUACACAAAAAGUCGGAUACUGCAAAACAGGCUGCAAAUCUGGUUGGUAUGGUGACACUUGUAAUAAAACAUGUAGCAUCAACUGUAGAAAUAGUUCUUGUGCACAAACACUGGGACAUUGUGACAAUGGCUGUAUCCUUGGAAAGCAUGGUAAUACGUGUAAUAACGUUUGCAGUUUAACUUGUUCCAAUACGUCAUGUGAUCAAUACUCGGGAAAUUGUGACAAAGGAUGCCGUCAUGAAUGGUUCGGAAUUAAAUGUGAAAAUAAAUGCAGCAGCUCAUGUUUAAACACUUCUUGUGACCAGUAUUCCGGAUUGUGUAACGAGGGAUGCAUUCCUAAAUAUUAUGGUGACAUUUGCGAACUCAGUUGUCCUGAACAUUGCAAAGAAGAUGUCUGUGACCGUCAGAUAGCUAGUUGUUUACUGGGGUGCAAACAAGGAUACAGAGGCGUCUUUUGUGAUGAAACUUUAGAACAGAAUUGUUCCAAUCAGUUUGUUAUUGGGUUCACUGGUGGUCUAAUAGGAUUUGCGAUAACAUUUGUAUUGUUCCUUGUGCGAUGGCUAGCUAAAAGUCUAGUUCUGAAAAGGCGUCGUUAUGCAGAGCUCGAUAUGUCUACAAGAGAAAAUGUAUUACCUAUCUAUGAAGAAAUCCCUGAAAAUAUUGAAAGAUCAGAACAACGAGAAACUGCUGCCAGCCAUUUCUACGCGGAAGUUGCUCCUCUUCAACGUAUAACACAGGUAUCCGAUACUAGUACACAGUGCAACUACGAGGUCCCGGUAAAACAAAUAAAUGAAACAUCCAUGGAGGGAGCACUUACCCACUCAAAGGCCCUUGGAAUAGAUUUGACGAUGCGUGACAAUAUGAUCAUGACUGUCGAAAAUUCAAUUCUCAUGUCAAAUAAUUCUGAUGAAGAUAAAAACCAAUCAAUUUUGAAUACGUCCGGAAAAUAUUAUGAAAUCUCUGACAUUUCAAACAAUCAAUUACACGGGCUCAAUGUCACUGAUAAGCCGGCUCAUCACAUUUGUGAUUACCCCUCUUUUGUUACAGAAACUUUUUGUGGAAUAGGCCUUGGAAUCAAAGCAAUAAGUUUUGAUCAGUUGGAAUAUGGUUUCAACAAGUCGAGUCAAGAUUCAGACAUCUGUAAGGACAGAAAGCGUCCGCAUUCUGACUCAGAAAGAAUAUUAUCUGGCGAAAGACGCAAGUUUACAACACUGACAAUAGGGAAAAUAAUUAAAGAUAAGAAGUACAAUGACAUAUCACCUCCUAAGAAGCCCAAAGACACAAACGAAUUGAAUGGAAAUUAUGUGAAUAUGAAUUUAGAUAAUGAUAUAAAAUCUGUAUUAGAUCAGAAUAUUUCUCUUGGUCAACUUUUGACUGAAAAAGUCAAUCACCAAAGGCCAAAUACAAGAUCAACAAUGACGAAAACUGAUGAACAGAAAUCAUUCACAAGCCCAUGCAACUCUUAUGUCGACAUGGGAUCGUUCCCAAUUAAAUGCACCAAAGAAAUUAAGAACGAUAAUGACAAUGAAAGUGUUAAUUAUUUACACCCGACCAUCUAGAUAAAAUAAUCAAGAGAUGCAAAGAAAUUUAGUGUUAAGAAACUUAUAUGCAGUGAUAGAAUUUUGUAAACAUUCAAACCUUAUUAAGUCGAGGGUUGUAACUUAUCGUAAGCCAU